Messenger RNA from Cutaneotrichosporon oleaginosum, 1417 nucleotides. Lineage: Eukaryota; Fungi; Basidiomycota; Tremellomycetes; Trichosporonales; Trichosporonaceae. The record is from RefSeq and is a predicted model, not a curated record.
CCCAUCAACCUCAUCACCCUUCAUCUCCUUCUAGCAUCGAACCACUGGCCCAACACCGAGCUCAUUUUCACCAUGUUCACCUGUAUAUCAUGCCGGAUCGCCUUCGAGACUGCAGAGGAGCAACGCUCUCACUUUGGCACAGACUGGCACCGAUACAACAUGAAGCGUCGAGUGGCAAAUCUUCCCCCCGUCGCCGCGCAAGCUUUCAACGAUAAAGUCAUUGAGCGUCGUGAGCAAAAUGCAGUACGCCCCGACCCAAGGGGCAUGUUCUGCCCGUCAUGCAACAAGGCUUUCUCGUCCGAGAACUCGUUCCGCUCCCAUGUUGUGUCCAAGAAGCAUCGAGACCGUGAGGCCAGUCUCGCUCAAGGUCGUUUGCAUCAAGCGGACCAAGGGUCAUCGGCGGCGCCCGUGACAGAGGUCGUUGGGCUUCAAGGAGAACACGCGAGCGACAUUGACAUGCCCUCGACUGACAACCGCCUAGAAACAUGUCUCGUCGAAGAUAUUGACGACGACAGCGAUACCGGCGUCGACAGCGAUAUUGAGGCUCGUAUUGCCGCUUCUCGUCGCCGGAUCAGUCCGAAUGACUGUCUGUUCUGUAACUACCGCUCCACCGACCCUGCGACGAACUUUGAGCACAUGUCGCGAGCACACAGCUUCUUCAUUCCCGACCGCGACCUUCUUGUCGACGUCAGUGGGUUACUGGCCUAUCUUGGCGAGAAGGUAGCCAUCGGCAACCUGUGCCUGUUCUGCCCAAAUGGGGGCAAGGAGUUUGGCAGCCUUGCCGCCGUCCGCAAACACAUGAUUGAUAAGGGUCAUUGCAAGAUCGCUUACGAUACGAACGAGGAUCGCGCUGAGCUUGCGGACUUCUACGAUUUUGAGGGCGAGUUCCUUUCCGAUCAAUCAGAUUGGGAAGAUGUGGACCAGGAUGGAUCUGAGGAUCGAUCGGACGACGAGGUUCCGCGCAUUGCUGGUGAUGGUCUUUCGCUGGUGCUUCCUUCCGGUCGCGUCCUCGGCCAUCGCUCCCUCAAAGUAUACUACGCCCAGCGCUUGCGCCCGGCGCCGGCUGACGCUCACGAUCCCGUCCGAGCAAAGGUCGCGGCUGUUCGCCAACGUCUGGCGGAUCCAGGUGCCGCUUUGGUGCCGGUGGCAGGAGGCCAUGGCGCCUUCGGUCGUGGUCUUGACAUGGUCAAGGCGCGCAAUGCCGGUGAGGCGAAGUGGGCGAAGAAGCAAGGCAAGGCGUUCAAGGAUCAGAAGGCGCGGGAGCAUUUCCGCACCAAGGUCGGUUUCCGUAACAACAACCAGCAACACUUUAGGGACCCUCUCCUUCAGUAGCCACGGUCCGCAGGCAGGUGCAGAUCCGCGGACAGCUUCCAGAUCUCCUUAUGUAAUGUGCACACCCUAACUGGCAUCCUUCGAA